AUGUCGUGGCAGAUGAUCAACCACCGAGGUCCCGAGUACAAGGACCUGCUGUAUCGAACUACCGAGGGCGUGAAGCAGGUAUUCGAGACUAAGAACGACCUGUACAUCCUGACCUCAUCGGGAACGGGCGCGAUGGAGGCGGCGAUAGUGAAUACGCUGUCUCCUGGGGACAAGGUUGUGAAUGUGUGCGUGGGCGUGUUCGGCGAGCGGUUCGGAGAUAUUGCGGAGGUGUUCGGGGCGGAGGUCAUCAGCCUGGACUUUCCGUACGGCAGCGCGGCAGACCCGGACAAGAUCAGGGAGACGCUGAACGAGAACCCGGAUGCGAUUGCCGCGGUGGUGAAGGGGGAGUUCGACAAGCUGCUGUUGGUUGACGGGAUCAGCAGCGUGUGCUCGAUACCGAUCAGCACGGAUGCGUGGGGCUGCGAUGUGGUUGCUACGGCGUCGCAGAAGGGGUGGAUGCUGCCGCCGGGCCUGGCGUUCCUCAGUUUCAGCGAGCGGGCUUGGGAGGCGCAUUCUGAGGCUAAGAUGCCCCGAUACUACUUCGAUAUGGCGAUGUACAAGCGCUACUACGAGAUAGGGCAGCCGCCAUAUACGCCUGCGAUAUCGGUGAUGUUCGCGCUGGAUGUGGCGCUGAAGCGCAUCCUCGACGAAGGAAUGGGCAACAUUUACGAGCGGCAUGCGACGAUUGCGCAGAUGACGCGCGACGGAGUGAAGAAGCUAGGUCUGACGCUGUUCCCUGAGGAGAGCGUGGCAUCGGACACGGUUACGGCGGUGAAUAUACCGCAGGGCGUGGAUGGGGGGAAGCUGGUGGGGACGCUGCGCGAUGAGCACGGUGUUAUACUCACGGGCGGUCAAGGUUCGCUGGCGGGGAAGAUAUUCCGUAUCGGGCACCUGGGCUAUACGACCGAGCGGGAGAUCCACGAAGUUCUGGACGCUAUCAAGGUGACGCUGAACUGA
Geodia barretti is the source of this 957-nucleotide messenger RNA. The record is from the annotation of a GenBank genome assembly. Lineage: Eukaryota; Metazoa; Porifera; Demospongiae; Tetractinellida; Geodiidae.